GAUGUUUACUGACAGGAUAUCAGCAGGCUAACGUGGUGAUCUUGCACAAGGAUCUUGCUGAUGACUUUGAGGCGUUUUGUCGGGCGAACAGCAGCCCGCUCCCUCUGCUGUACAGGAGCAAAUGUGGAGAAUGGAGCUGCGGGCCCCUCGCCACAGGAUCUGACAUCAGAGUUUGCAUCAUCUGAAGUCCUCUCAGGGGUCAGCGCAUCUCUUCACAGGUGUUGGGUCAUCUGAAGUCUUCGUCAGAGUCUGGAUGCAAACUGGAGCUGGCGUACUCGGGCGUCCCGAGGAAGAGACAGAAAUGCAAAUGGAAAAUAAUUGGCGUAGCUGCUGUUCAAGCAAAAGAUAAUCAUGUGCAUUUCAUCUGAUAGAAAUGGAGUACAAGGUUAUCGGGUGCAUUAUGUGAAUGCUUGGCUAGGGACAUUUAAACUGGGAGAGUGUGUCUGAGCUUCGAAAAUUAUCAGGAAAGCUAUUCCAUAGCUAUUCACAAUAUUCCUCAUCUAAAUAAUUCCCACCCAAGGCAUAUGCAAUAUAAAGGGGCAGGGCCUGGUUGAGUUGCAUUAGUAGUGCCCUGUAGCGUUCGAGUUUUGCACCACUGAAAACAAAAAAUCUAGACUGGGCAUAAUAUGGCCCCUUUAACAGAUUAUGUUUAGUCACGGACAGGUGUAAAAGAUUAAUCUUUUUUUUCACAGUGAAAUGUUCUAGUAUCAUCUUGUCAUUUAAUAAUUACACAGAGAUGGACUGGGAAUAAAAAACAGGCUGGGACCUUUAGUAUGCACAACCCAUAAUCCCUCACAUAUGCGUUUAAUUCAAACUCUUGCUGUGUUAUGUAAAUGACACAUGACUUAUGAUGGAUGGUGAAAGUGCGAUAGAUAAGUACUUGUGCGUCUUUCCAUCAGGGAGGACUGUCCAGAGUACUGUGUGUUUGAGAAAGGCAAGCUAAUGAAGAAGAUCUCUAGUUUAUCCUCCUACACUCCUCAACUUGCGGACAUGGUCACAUUCUACCUCGGCUGUAGCUUUGGCUUUGAAGCAGCCUUAAAGGCCGCUGGGGUUCCAGUGAGAAAUGUGGAGCAGGGUAAAAAUGUCAGCAUGUACAAGACAUCAGUACCUUGUAUUAGCACAGGUCGGUUUCAUUGUCCGAUGGUGGUGAGCAUGAGACCUGUACCAGAGGACAAGCUGGACGCUGCGGCUCAAUGCACACACGUGAUCCCACUGGCACAUGGAGGCCCUGUCCACAUUGGACACCCUAAGCUGCUGGGCAUCCAUGACUUGUCUCGACCAGACUAUGGGGACCCAGUGGAAGUGUGUUCUGGUGAUGUGCCUGUGUUCUGGGCCUGUGGGGUCACAGGUGUUGAGGCUGUACAGAGCUGCAAGCCCGCUCUAGCGUUCACACACUCUCCUGGCUGCAUGUUCAUCACCGAUCAAAAGGCAGAAAUUGUUUCACCCCUCACUCUUGAGCCAGCACAAUGCCCUUUGACAUUCUGCAUUUCCCAGAAUCCUCAGCUUUACAGUGUGGCUAGCGAAAAAGCUGUUCAACAGAUUCGAGCAAUUGAGGAGCUUGUUGUUGAAGACCCAGGUGCAAGAGGUAUUCGGGCCCUGUUCUUGCAGGAUGAGCUCCUAAAGGCCUGUCUCUCUCUGUCCCACUCCUCCUCUGUUCUCAUCACUACUGGCUUCCCCACACACUACAUGCACAACCCCCCUGAAGAGACUGAUGGCCCGCCUGGGGCCAUCGCCAUGGCAGCUAUGCUUCAAGCACUCCGCAAAGAGGUGGUCAUCGUGACGGAUAAGCGGGCUUUGGAGAUGAAUCAGCACAUCAUGCAGGAUGCUGUGAAGAAAGGUGUGAUAAAGACUGCAGUGCCAGUAAUAAGUUUCCAGAGUAAUGGCCCUGACUCAGCACUUCACUUCCUGUGCCAUGAUGGAGAUCCCUCAAAGCCCAGGUUCGACCACUUGGUGGCAAUAGAGCGCAGCGGCCGGGCUGCAGACGGGAACUACUACAACAUGAGGGGGGUGAACAUCAGGCAUUUAGUCGACCCAAUAGACGAUCUCUUCACCACUGCCAGCACUAUUGCGGGAAUCACUACCACAGGGAUCGGAGAUGGUGGUAAUGAGCUUGGUAUGGGUAAAGUCAAAGCAGCAGUUAAAGCAUACAUGCCUAAUGGGAAUCUGAUUGCAUGUGACGUGGGUGCUGAUUUUGCCAUCACAGCAGGAGUGUCCAACUGGGGUGGCUAUGCUGUCGCCUGUGCGCUGUAUGUUCUGAGUCUUUGUCCAAUACACUGGCGGUACCUCCAGAGAGGUUUGAGUUUGUCGCCGACACCUGAUCAACAGAGCCUGUUGUCUGCUUGUCUGCCCACCAUUGCCAAGGAGGAAGACAUGCUCCACAUUUUGGUAAAAUAUGGUGUCCGCAGUGGUAAAACGGCAAACCUGGGACUGGAGGUGGACGGAUUGACCUUUCACCCAUACCAUUCUGACGUCAUACAGCGUCUUAGGCAUCUCACUCUUGCCUAAUGUCAUCAUGUGGUAGUGGACACAUCACAUAGCCACAGGCAGAUCUGUGACCAAUGUCUACUAUUCUCACACUUUCUCACAGAUGAAUACAAGAAUGUGAAUGUAAUAGAAAUGGCUGCCAUGGUAACAUUUUUGUUGUUUCUUUAAUAUAAAGACAACAUGAAAGUGUUUCAUUUUUGUGCUCUCACCUUACAAAACAAUCUCUGUUGCUUCUCACUGUAAAAAAUAUUUUUGCUGUAGGAAAUAAAUGAUUUAAAAGAAUGAAUAAA
Molecule: messenger RNA, 2774 nt
Organism: Ctenopharyngodon idella (grass carp)
Lineage: Eukaryota; Metazoa; Chordata; Actinopteri; Cypriniformes; Xenocyprididae
Gene: dglucy
Product: D-glutamate cyclase
Exons: 11
Coding region: 943-2505 (520 amino acids)
Biological process (GO): glutamate metabolic process
Molecular function (GO): D-glutamate cyclase activity
Source: RefSeq, a predicted model, not a curated record